Molecule: messenger RNA, 11663 nt
Organism: Loxodonta africana (African savanna elephant)
Lineage: Eukaryota; Metazoa; Chordata; Mammalia; Proboscidea; Elephantidae
Gene: FRY
Product: FRY microtubule binding protein
Exons: 58
Coding region: 16-8556 (2846 amino acids)
Biological process (GO): cell morphogenesis; neuron projection development
Cellular component (GO): site of polarized growth; cell cortex
Source: RefSeq, a predicted model, not a curated record
AAUGAAUCUUCUAUCAUGGCAGUUGACGACAGCAAUGUAUAUUCCAGAACGAAGAACAAACUCAGUUUGUCGCAAAAUGAUUACAAGUCAUCAAGACGGAGCAGUCUGCCACCUGAACUACUCGUAGGAAAUGACACUCGAGGGAGGCUUCAAAGGAACAUUAAGAAUUUGGAGCCGGUUCACCUGAGGCGUCCGAAAAAAAGACCAUCCAUAUUUCCAGCUUCUCCAGUUGGCAACGGUUACAUCAAGCCUCCAGUUCCACCCGUUCCCGGCACUCAAAGGGAGAAAGGGCCGCCCACCAUGCUGCCCAUCAGCGUGGACCCAGACAGCAAGCCAGGGGAAUACGUCCUCAAGAGUCUGUUCGUGAACUUCACCACCCAGGCCGAGCGCAAGAUCCGCGUCAUCAUGGCGGAACCCCUGGAAAAACCAUUGACAAAGUCUUUACAACGUGGAGAAGACCCCCAGUUUGAUCAAGUCAUCAGCUCGAUGAGCUCCCUGUCUGAGUACUGCCUGCCUUCCAUUCUUCGCACAUUAUUUGACUGGUAUAAAAGGCAAAACGGCAUUGAGGAUGAGUCACACGAAUACAGACCAAGAACAAGCAAUAAAUCAAAAAGCGAUGAACAGCAACGAGAUUAUUUAAUGGAAAGACGGGACCUUGCCAUUGAUUUUAUUUUUUCUUUAGUAUUAAUAGAAGUUUUGAAACAGAUUCCCCUUCAUCCUGUAACAGACAGUUUAAUACACGAUGUCAUUAAUUUGGCUUUCAAGCACUUUAAAUACAAAGAAGGGUACCUUGGUCCUAACACGGGCAAUAUGCACAUUGUGGCAGACUUGUAUGCAGAAGUCACUGGAGUGUUGGCACAAGCUAAAUUCCCUGCCGUAAAGAAGAAAUUUAUGGCAGAACUAAAAGAAUUACGGCAUAAAGAGCAGAGCCCGUAUGUGGUUCAAAGCAUUAUCAGCUUGAUAAUGGGGAUGAAAUUCUUUCGGAUUAAGAUGUAUCCAGUGGAGGACUUUGAGGCUUCUCUUCAGUUUAUGCAGGAAUGUGCACAUUAUUUCCUUGAGGUCAAAGACAAAGACAUCAAGCACGCCUUGGCUGGGCUUUUUGUGGAAAUUCUUGUCCCAGUUGCUGCUGCUGUGAAAAAUGAAGUGAAUGUCCCCUGCCUUAGAAACUUUGUUGAAAGCCUCUACGAUACCACACUGGAACUUUCUUCUCGAAAGAAGCAUUCCUUGGCCUUGUACCCCCUGGUGACCUGCCUGCUCUGUGUCAGUCAAAAGCAGCUGUUUCUCAACAGGUGGCAUGUUUUCCUCAACAACUGCUUAUCCAACCUCAAAAAUAAAGACCUCAAGAUGGCUCGAGUUGCCCUGGAAUCUUUGUACCGAUUACUUUGGGUUUACAUGAUUCGCAUCAAAUGUGAAAGCAACACAGCCACUCAGAGCCGACUUAUAACCAUCGUCACAACCCUUUUCCCCAGAGGCUCCCGCGGGGUGGUACCCAGAGAUAUGCCCCUGAACAUCUUUGUGAAAAUCAUCCAGUUCAUUGCUCAGGAGCGUUUAGAUUUUGCAAUGAAAGAAAUCAUUUUUGAUUUUCUUUGUGUGGGAAAACCAGCGAAAGCGUUCAGUCUCAAUCCAGAGAGAAUGAACAUUGGUUUAAGGGCAUUCCUGGUCAUCGCUGACAGCUUGCAGCAGAAAGAUGGCGAACCUCCCAUGCCAGUGACAGGCGCUGUUCUUCCUUCAGGAAACACAUUGAGAGUGAAGAAAACAUAUUUGAGUAAAACUCUAACUGAAGAGGAAGCCAAAAUGAUAGGCAUGUCAUUAUAUUACCCUCAAGUACGAAAAGCUGUGGACAAUAUUUUAAGGCACCUUGAUAAAGAAGUAGGAAGAUGUAUGAUGCUAACUAAUGUCCAGAUGUUAAACAAAGAACCCGAAGACAUGAUCACGGGUGAGAGGAAGCCAAAAAUCGAUCUUUUCAGGACCUGUGUGGCUGCCAUUCCUCGACUGCUUCCUGAUGGGAUGUCAAAGCUUGAACUGAUCGACCUGCUGGCUAGGCUUUCGAUUCACAUGGACGACGAACUGCGACAUAUUGCACAAAAUUCUCUGCAGGGUUUACUGGUUGACUUCUCAGACUGGAGAGAAGAUGUUCUGUUUGGCUUUACCAACUUCCUGCUGCGUGAAGUCAAUGACAUGCAUCACACACUCCUCGAUUCGUCCCUGAAGCUUCUGCUGCAGCUGCUCACCCAGUGGAAACUGGUCAUCCAAACUCAAGGAAAAGUCUACGAGCAAGCCAACAAAAUCAGGAGCUCAGAGCUAAUUCCCAAUGGGUCCAGCCACAGAACGCAGUCGGAGCGAGGUCCCCACUGUAGCGUCCUCCACGCCGUGGAAGGGUUCGCCCUGGUCUUGCUCUGCAGUUUCCAGGUCGCCACCCGCAAGCUGUCUGUUUUAAUACUCAAGGAAAUCCGAGCCUUAUUUAUUGCCCUGGGUCAGCCUGAGGACGACGACAGGCCUAUGAUUGACGUGAUGGAUCAACUGAGCUCCUCCAUCCUUGACAGUUUUAUUCACGUGGCUGUUUCUGACUCAGCCACCUUGCCACUGACCCACAGUGUGGAUCUGCAGUGGUUGGUCGAGUGGAACGCAGGCCUGGUCAACAGCCAUUACGAUGUGAAAAGCCCUUCCCACGUCUGGAUUUUCGCCCAGUCUGUCAAAGACCCCUGGGUGCUCUGCCUCUUCAGCUUCCUGCGGCAGGAGAACCUGCCCAAGCACUGCCCCACAGCCCUCAGCUACGCCUGGCCCUACGCCUUUACUCGGCUCCAGGCGGUGAUGCCUCUCGUGGACCCAAACAGCCCAAUCAAUGCCAAGAAAACCAGCAGUGCCACCAGCAGCGGAGACAACUACGUUACCUUGUGGAGGAAUUACCUCAUUCUUUGUUUUGGAGUUGCGAAGCCCAGUAUCAUGAGCCCCGGUCACUUACGAGCUUCCACUCCAGAAAUCAUGGCGACCACGCCUGAUGGUACCGUGAGCUACGAUAACAAGGCCAUAGGCACCCCGUCGGUGGGCGUUCUGUUAAAGCAGUUGGUGCCUUUGAUGAGACUGGAGAGCGUUGAGAUCACGGAGUCCUUGGUCUUGGGAUUUGGAAGAACAAACACCCUUGUUUUCAGAGAAUUGGUAGAAGAGCUUCAUCCAUUGAUGAAAGAAGCCCUAGAACGAAGACCAGAGAACAAGAAGCGCCGAGAACGGCGAGAUCUGCUAAGACUACAGCUCCUUCGAAUUUUUGAACUUCUGGCCGACGCUGGUGUGAUAAGUGACAGCACAAAUGGGGCCUUAGAACGGGACACGUUAGCCCUCGGAGCUCUGUUCUUAGAAUAUGUGGACUUGACCCGCAUGCUUCUAGAAGCUGAAAACGAUAAAGAGGUUGAAAUCCUUAAAGAUAUCCGGGCGCAUUUUAGCGCAAUGGUGGCCAACUUGAUCCAGUGUGUUCCAGUCCACCACAGAAGAUUUCUGUUCCCACAGCAAAGCCUGAGGCACCAUCUCUUCAUCUUAUUUAGCCAGUGGGCGGGCCCCUUCAGCAUUAUGUUCACCCCCCUGGAUCGGUACAGUGACAGAAACCACCAGAUCACAAGAUACCAGUAUUGUGCUUUAAAGGCAAUGUCAGCAGUAUUGUGCUGUGGCCCCGUCUUUGACAACGUGGGUCUUUCCCCCGAUGGCUACCUAUAUAAGUGGCUUGACAACAUUCUGGCUUGUCAAGAUUUACGAGUUCAUCAGCUUGGCUGUGAAGUUGUCGUCUUGCUCUUGGAACUUAACCCUGACCAGAUAAAUCUUUUUAAUUGGGCCAUUGACCGAUGCUACACAGGCUCCUACCAGCUAGCGUCUGGCUGCUUCAAAGCCAUAGCGACUGUGUGUGGAAGCAGGAACUACCCCUUCGACAUAGUGACAUUGUUAAACCUUGUACUGUUCAAGGCCUCUGACACCAACAGAGAGAUUUAUGAAAUUUCUAUGGAGCUCAUGCAGAUCCUUGAAGCAAAGCUUUUUGUAUACUCGAAGAAAGUGGCCGAGCAGAGACCUGGCAGCGUCCUGUACGGCACACACGGCCCGUUGCCACCCCUCUACAGCGUGUCUCUGGCGCUCUUGUCCUGUGAACUGGCCAGGAUGUACCCCGAGCUCACCCUUCCUCUCUUCUCAGAGGUGAGCCAGCGGUUCCCCACAACUCAUCCAAACGGACGUCAGGUCAUGCUUGCCUACCUGCUGCCCUGGCUGCACAACAUCGAGCUGGUGGACAGCAGGCUCCUGCUCCCGGGGUCAAGCCCCAGCAGCCCCGAGGACGAAGCCAAGGACCGGGAAGGGGAAGUGACUGCCUGCCAUGGGCUGAAAGGGAAUGGCUGGGGCUCUCCGGAAGCCACGUCACUGGUCCUGAAUAAUCUCAUGUACAUGACAGCCAAGUACGGAGACGAAGUUCCUGGGUCAGAAAUGGAAAACGCUUGGAACGCGUUAGCCAACAACGAGAAAUGGAGCAACAACCUGAGGAUAACCUUGCAGUUUCUCAUCAGCCUGUGUGGGGUCAGCAGUGAUACACUCCUCUUGCCCUAUAUUAAAAAGGUGGCCAUAUACCUGUGCCGUAACAACACCAUUCAAACCAUGGAGGAGCUGCUGUUCGAGCUGCAACAGACGGAGCCGGUCAACCCUAUUGUCCAGCACUGUGACAACCCACCCUUCUACCGCUUCACGGCCAGCAGCAAGGCUUCCGCAGUGGCCUCUGGAACCACAUCCAGCAGCAACACAGUGGUGGCCGGCCAGGACGGUUUCCCAGACGCUGAAGAGAGCAAGGUAGUGAAAGAAUGUGACGAAAGGUUUAGCAAUGUCAUCAGAACCCACACUCGCCUGGAGUCAAGAUACAGCAAUAGCUCUGGAGGAUCCUAUGAUGAGGAUAAAACUGACCCAAUUUCUCCCUACACGGGCUGGUUGUUGAAUAUUACAGAGACCAAGCAGCCACAGCCUUUACCGAUGCCUUGUACCGGAGGAUGCUGGGCACCCCUGGUUGACUACCUCCCAGAAACCAUCACUCCACGGGGGCCACUCCAUCGGUGCAAUAUUGCUGUCAUUUUCAUGACGGAGAUGGUGGUGGAUCACAGUGUGAGAGAAGACUGGGCCCUUCAUCUGCCGUUACUACUUCACGCCGUCUUCUUGGGUUUGGACCACUACCGGCCUGAGGUCUUUGAACACAGCAAGAAACUGCUCCUCCACCUCCUAAUUGCCCUGUCCUGCGACAGCAGCUUCCACGCCAUUGCCUCUGUGCUGCUGCAGACUCGAGAGAUGAGCGAGGCCAAGACUCUGACGGUGCAGCCAGCGUACCAGCCCCAGUACCUCUACACAGGUGGCUUCGACUUCCUGAGAGAGCACCAGUCCUCCCCGGUGCCCGACUCGGGGCUGAGCUCCAGCUCCACCUCGUCCAGCAUCAGCCUGGGAGGCAGCAACGGGAAUCUCCCACAGAUGACCCAAGAGGUGGAAGAUGUGGACACAGCUGCGGAGACGGAUGAGAAGGCCAACAAGCUGAUUGAGUUUCUGACAACCAGGGCAUUUGGGCCACUUUGGUGCCAUGAAGACAUCACACCCAAAAAUCAAAAUUCAAAGAGUGCUGAACAGCUCACCAACUUUCUACGCCAUGUUGUAUCCGUAUUUAAAGAUUCCAAAUCAGGUCUCCAUCUGGAGCAGCACCUGAGUGAAGUUGCGCUGCAGACGGCCCUGGCCAGCUCCUCCAGGCACUGUGCGGGGCGAGCCUUCCAGAUAUUCAGAGCUCUCAAGCAGCCCCUGUCAGCUCAUGCCUUGUCCGACCUCCUCUCAAGGUUGGUGGAGGUGAUCGGAGAACAUGGAGAUGAGAUCCAGGGUUAUGUCAUGGAAGCACUCUUGACCUUGGAAGCGGCCGUGGAUAACUUGUCUGACUGCUUGAAGAACAGCGAUCUCUUGGCUGUAUUAUCUCGCUCAUCAUCACCAGAUUUAAGCUCUAGUGCAAAAUUAACAGCAAGCAGAAAGAGCACAGGACAACUCAAUGUGAACCCAGGAACUGCCAGUGGCAGCACAGCUACUGCAGAACGCAGCCGGCACCAGAGAAGCUUCUCUGUCCCCAAGAAGUUCGGUGUCAUAGACCGAUCUUCAGACCCACCUCGAAGCGCUACACUGGACAGAAUCCAGGCUUGUACCCAGCAAGGCCUCUCCUCAAAAGCCAGGAGCUCAUCUUCCUUGAAAGACAGCCUGACCGACCCAUCCCACAUCAACCAUCCAACCAACCUGUUGGCCACCAUCUUCUGGGUCACGGUGGCCUUGAUGGAGUCUGACUUUGAGUUUGAAUACCUAAUGGCCCUAAGACUCCUGAGUAGACUUCUGGCUCAUAUGCCACUGGAUAAAGCUGAGACCCGAGAAAAGCUUGAGAAACUCCAGGCGCAGCUCAAGUGGGCUGACUUCUCAGGGCUGCAACAGCUGCUGCUGAAAGGGUUCACGUCUCUCACCACCGCAGACCUGACCCUGCACCUCUUCAGUCUGCUGACGCCAGUAUCCAAAGCACCCAUGGUGGACUCAUCCCAGGCUAUUGGGUUUCCACUGAAUGUCUUGUGUCUCCUGCCCCAGCUGAUCCAGCAUUUUGAAAACCCCAAUCAGUUCUGUAAGGAUGUGGCCGAAAGGAUCGCCCAGGUUUGUUUGGAGGAGAAGAACCCCAAGCUCUCGAAUCUCGCACACGUCAUGAGUCUGUAUAAAACCCACAGCUACACGAGGGACUGUGCCACAUGGGUCAAUGUGGUCUGUCGCUAUCUUCAUGAAGCAUAUGCUGAUGUGACCUUGAACAUGGUGACCUACCUGGCAGAGCUGCUGGAGAAGGGCCUCCCUAGCAUGCAGCAGCCCCUGCUCCAAGUGAUCUACAGUCUGCUCAGCUACAUGGACCUUUCUGUCAUUCCUGUGAAGCAGUUUAACGUGGAAGUCCUGAAGACCAUUGAAAAAUAUGUGCAAAGUAUUCACUGGAGAGAAGCUUUGAAUAUCCUGAAGCUGGUAGUUUCUCGAUCUGCCAGCCUCGUCCUGCCUUCCUACCAACACAGUGAUCUUUCGAAAAUAGAAAUACAUCGAGUGUGGACCAGCGCUUCUAAGGAAUUACCCGGAAAAACCCUGGAUUUUCACUUUGAUAUUUCAGAGACGCCCAUCAUUGGGCGGCGGUAUGAUGAACUGCAGAAUUCUUCAGGGCGUGAUGGGAAGCCCAGGGCGAUGGCCGUCACCCGGAGCACAUCCUCCACCUCAUCGGGCUCCAACUCCAACGUCCUCGUUCCCGUGAGCUGGAAAAGGCCUCAGUAUUCUCAGAAGAGGACAAAAGAGAAGUUGGUGCAUGUCCUUUCUUUGUGUGGCCAAGAAGUAGGAUUAAGCAAAAACCCAUCAGUGAUUUUCUCGUCAUGCGGGGACUCGGACCUGCUGGAGCACCAGGCAAGUCUGGUUUCUUCUGAGGACGGCGCACGAGAGCAGGAGAACAUGGACGAUACAAACAGCGAACAGCAGUUCAGAGUCUUCAGAGACUUCGACUUCCUAGACGUGGAGCUGGAAGAUGGAGAGGGCGAGAGCAUGGACAACUUCAACUGGGGCGUGCGGAGGCGGUCCCUGGACAGUCUGGACAAGUGCGACAUGCAGCUGCUGGAGGAGCACCAGCUCUCAGGGCGCACCCCCAGCCUCAGUAAGGCGGACCGUGAGGAUUCCGACGAGUCCUCCGAGGAGGAGGACCUCCCCACCAGCCAACUGCUGGAACACUCGGACCUCAUCAUGACCCUCUCCCCCUCUGAGGAGGCAAAUCACAUGGACUCGCUCGGCGUGGCCCGCGACACCACGCCUGCUGACCCCCACGCCUUCGCCACGAGGAUGGCCGGCUUCGACGCCUCCUUGCCGGAUAUGAAUAACCUGCAUGUUUCUGAGGGCGCUAAGGCAGAAGCUGUGCAGGAGGGGGAGGACACCACAGUGCAUGACGAUGACCUUUCUAGUUCCAUCAACGAGCUCCCAGCAACUUUUGAAUGCAGUGACAGCCUUAGCCUGGACAUGACUGAGGCAGAAGAGAAAGGCGACCGAGCACUGGAUCAGUUCACACUUGCAAGCUUUGGAGAAGGGGACAGGGGUGUCUCCCCACCUCCCUCGCCCUUUUUCUCGGCCAUCCUCGCUGCCUUCCAGCCCACGGCCUGUGACGACGCGGAGGAAGCCUGGCGUAGCCACAUCAACCAGCUCAUGUGUGACUCGGAUGGCUCCUGUGCUGUGUACACGUUUCAUGUGUUCUCCUCUUUGUUUAAGAAUAUUCAGAAGAGGUUCUGCUUCCUAACCUGCGAUGCAGCCAGUUACCUGGGAGAUAACCUCCGUGGAAUUGGAUCCAAGUUUGUCAGCUCCUCCCAGAUGCUCACCUCCUGUUCUGAGUGCCCCACUCUUUUUGUGGACGCUGAGACUCUCCUUUCCUGUGGACUUCUGGACAAGCUCAAGUUCAGUGUCUUAGAAUUGCAAGAAUAUUUGGAUACCUACAACAGCAGAAAAGAGGCCACUCUCUCAAGUUUCCUUGGAAUGUAGCCUGCACCACCUUCUAUCUUACAAGAGAUAAAAGGAAAGGGAAGCAAGCAAAGAGUGGGGACUUCAUACCACCAAGAAAGCAGUGCCGAGAGCAGAGCGCAUCCUUCCGACCCGAGUUUCCUGCGUGGAGAAGUUCCUAGUCCAGGGGAAGAUUGAUGACAGGGAACCUUCCUCUAUAGUCGACAGAGAAAGCCUUACCCUGGAGCUGAUGCCCUGAAUUUGGACUUCUAGUCUACUAGACUGUGAGAGAAUAAACUUCUGUUUGUUAAAGCCAUCCACUUCUGUUACAGCAGCACUAGAUGACUAAGACAACCACCAUCCAUUCAAACCCCCUGGUUUCCAACAAAUGGAUAGUUUGAGAGCUCGAGUGAUUCAAUAGUAACAAUAAUUGUAUGUAAUAUGUGUUGAACACUUAGUACAAUAUCCCAAAUACUACAAAAAGAACAUGGGUUUUCAAGUCAGAUGAACUUCGGUUCAAAUCACAGCUCAGUUACUUCAAGAUGAGAAACCUUCAGAUUCAUCACCUGUAAGAGUUACAGUAAUGAUUAAUUUUCAGGAUUGUUAUAAGGAAAUGGCAAUUAUAAUAAUCAUAGCAGGUGUCAUUUUCUGAGUUCUUUCCACAUGUCAAACAAGCUGGGUUCCUGGGUGGUGCAAACAGCUUGCACUUGGCUACUAACUAAAACGUUAGCGGUUCAAGCACACACCACCAUGCCAUGGAAGAAAGGCCUGGCAAUCUACUUCUGUAAAGAUCACAGCCAAGAAAAACGUGUGGAGCACGGUUCUCCUCUGUAACACGUGAGGUCUCCAUGAGUCAGAAUUGACUCGAUGGCAAUGGGUUUUGGGUUUUAUUGUUGUUGUUCCAACAACCAAAUAAGCGUUUCAUAUAAUUGUCUCAUUUAAUCCUCACAGCUGUCUUGUGAGUGGCUGUGAUUCUCCCCAUUAGCUGGGAGGGCAAGAGUGGGAUUUAAACCCAGGUCUGUGGGAUUCAAAUGUCCCUGCUCUUAUCCACAACAUGACAUUACCUUGAAAAUAGAAAUAAUAGGUGUAAAUGCCCAGCACAGUGCUGCAUCCAGAGCCGACAUUCAAUGUAAAGGUACUAGUUUUUUAUUUGUUCGUGGCUGUGGUUGCUCCUGGCCUUAUGGCCUGUCCACAGGUCUGAGCUCUGACAUUCCACCAUGAUGUUCCCUUUGACUUCUGCUCCUAACCCGUUGUUAUUGUCUUUUUUUUUUUUAAAUAAUAUUGUGUUUUCGCUGAAAGUUUAUACAGCAAAUUAGGUUCCCCUUUGACAAUUUCUGCACACAUUCCUCAGUGACAUUAGUUACAUUUUUUACAAUGUGUCAACAUUCUCUUUAAUUGCAUCUUGGUUGUUCUGUUCCCAGUAUUCUAGCUUCCCUGCCCCCUUAUCAUCUCACUUUCUUUAGAUUAAUCAUUUACCUUUUGGUCUCGUAUAGAUGGUUUUUUACUGGAGCGCUGUACUCAUGGGUAAUAUCUUUUAUAUUGUGUGCUAAUCUGCUAUUUCGCUAAAAGGUGAUCUCGGGAUAGUUUCAGUUCAGUGUUUAGAGAGUGUCUCAGGGAGUCCUCUAGUCUCAACUGGUCCAGUAAUUCUGGACUUUUUAAGAAUUUGAGUUCUGUUCCGUGUUUUUCUCCCAUUCUAUCAGGCGCACCCUUUGUGGCCCUGAUCAGAACAAUCGGUAGUGGUGGCUGGGCACCACCUAGUUCUUCUGGUCUCAGGGCAGAUGAGGCCGUGGCUCAUGUAGGCUGUUAGUCCUACAGACUAGUUUCUUCUCUGAGACUUUUGUUUCCUUCUUUUGCUACUGACCACAAGGUUAAUAGUUGUAUCUUAGGUGGCUGCUCGCAAGCUUUUAAGACCCCAGACACUACUCACCUCACCAGGAUGCAGCACGUGAACUGUGUGAACUGUGUUAUGCCAAAUGACUGAGUUGUCCCGUGAGACUAAGGUCCUAAACCUUCAAACCUAGAACUGUCAUUGUUUUCUUGUGUGAUCCUUUCAUUCUAGUUGGUGAACAAGCCAGUCUUUUCAUAUCACAUACAGAUUUCAGUUCUCUAACAGUCAUUGCUUUCUAACCAGGGGUUCCUUUUCGCAUCUGUGUUAGAUGCUAUCUUAGAGGCUUAAGCUGGCAGAAUCUCUAAGUAAGUGAGCCAUCACUAUAAGAGCUUUUCUUACAAUGAAGUAGACCUGCCCAAAGAAGCCUCUCAACAGAAGUAGGUCAGGUCGUGUUGUCCAAAACGUGGAGCAGAUUCCCACUCAGGGCGACCCCGUGUGUGUCCGAGCAGAACUGGGUUCCACAGGGUUUUCAUGGAGCAGAUUCCCACUCAGGGUGCCCCCAUGUGUGUCCGAGCAGAACUGGGCUCCACAGGGUUUUCAGUGGCUGAGUUUUUGGAACUAGAUCACCAGACUUUUCUUCUGAGUCACCUCUGGGUGGACUCGAACCACCAACCUUUCAGUUAGCAGCCAAGCACAUUAACCAUUUUCACAACCCAAAAACCAAACCCAUUACCCUCAAGUCAAAUCUAACUCCUAGCCACCCUGUAGGACAGAGUGGAACUGCCCCAUGGGGUUUCAGUGCUGUAGUCUUUAUGGAAGCAGACUGCCACAUCUCUCCCCCAGGGAGCGGCUGAUGGAUUCCAACCACUGACCUUUUUGGUUAGCACCCAAAGGCUUAACCACUGCACCACCAGGGCUCCUCCUUGCACCACCCAGGGCCUCCAAAAACAUGAUUAUAUAAGAAAAAGUUUGAAACCACCCAACCUGUAAGAAAAUGUUGUUUAUAUCUCCUAAUGUCUAUCCUACAGAAGUUUUCUAACCAUAUAUAAAUUUGUUUUAAUUUAUACCUAAACUAUGAAUGGUCUGGUGAAAACAGUCCCCAGGUGACAUAUCACAGUGUCGAAAUUAUAUUUUUAAAUGACCAUCCCCAAACCCCACAUUUCUUGAUACUUUAAUUUCAGACAGUUAACCUCAACCCAAAGAAACAAUCCUUUUCUUAAAGUCGCUAUAGCAAUAAUUUCUUUUUCUUCCUUCUCUCUCUCUUCCUUCCUUCCUUCCUUCAUUGAUUUAUUGAUUGAUUGGAGGCUUAAUAAAUUUUCCU